Paralichthys olivaceus (Japanese flounder) is the source of this 706-nucleotide messenger RNA. The record is from RefSeq and is a predicted model, not a curated record. NCBI's taxonomy places the organism in Eukaryota, Metazoa, Chordata, Actinopteri, Pleuronectiformes, Paralichthyidae.
GUGCUGGUGAAGGAUCACCUGGACAAGCCGAUCAACCGGGUUCAGGUUCAACUGGUGGAGCGACAGCUGUUCAGACGGGGGAAGACAGUGGAGGAGAUGCCCUGUCCCAGCUCAGCCAACAGCCAAUCAGACGGCCUCGCUGUCUUCAUCUGCAACACGCCCGGUGAAGCAGAGACCGCGGUGCUGAAGUUUGAGACGGCUGACCCCGCCCUCCCAGCAGCCAGUCAGGCGAGUCUGACUUUGCAUGCGGCGGCGUAUCACUCACCGAACCAGCGUUACCUUUACAUCGACCCCCCGCUGCCUGGCCGCGGCCUGACGCUGGGACAAUACGCCAACAUCAAGGUGUACUCGGCCACGCCCUCCUACCUGCCUGUCAGAGCCCUCAGUUACCUGGUGCUCUCUAAAGGGAAGGUGGUGGAAUUUGGGAAUCAUGAGUUCGUCUCCAGCGCAGACAACAAACAGACUCUGAGAUUUGAGGUGACGAGCGACAUGGUCCCGUCCAUCAGACUGCUGGUCUACUACAUCCUGUUCGGAGAGGGGACAUCUGAGCUGGUGGCCGACUCCGUCUGGUUGGACGUCAGAGACAAGUGUGUCAGUGGACUCCAGAUGGAUAGAGACACCGCUGCAGCCGAGGGUUUUUCAGCUCUCGGUUUUGUGGAAUAUGCAUCUGGAAGAACAACAUCUGGACCGAGACUGUUACUUUAAG